Verruconis gallopava is the source of this 1009-nucleotide messenger RNA. RefSeq lists its product as uncharacterized. Gene Ontology annotation, cellular component: nucleolar ribonuclease P complex. The transcript has a single exon. The coding region runs from base 82 to 615 and encodes 177 amino acids. NCBI's taxonomy places the organism in Eukaryota, Fungi, Ascomycota, Dothideomycetes, Venturiales, Sympoventuriaceae. Gene Ontology annotation, biological process: tRNA processing. The record is from RefSeq and is a predicted model, not a curated record.
AGCUAGCACAACACAACAACUGAUCAUUGGACCCGACGGAUCUAAGGCGCUACGUUUCAGCCUGGACUCCCGGCGUGGAGCAUGGGCAAACAAAAGGCUGACAGGCCGAAGAAGGCCCCCCAUCCGCACCUGCAGGCUCGACUGGCGUUUCUGCAUAAGGCGGCCCAGCUUCUGGAGACCCAGCAAGUCUCCACGGACGGCCCCGAGCUCGAGAACGAUGCCCAGAGAACUGGCAAUCCCCAAGUAGUGGCUGCAGGCGAAGGGGAAAGGAGCAGCGACGUGUUUCCGUCUCACAGCAACCCAGUGGCGCGCUACCUCAUGUCGCACACCAUGGCCAUCUCGCGCAAGACGAAGCUGCGCGUACCGCAGGAUGAGAAGCGGACCGUGUGCAAGCGGUGCUCGGCGAAGCUGGUCGACGGACGAACGAGCACGAGCCGCAUCGAAAACAUGAGCCGCGGCGGGCGCAAGCCAUGGGCGGACGUUCUCGUGGUGACAUGCCUCACCUGCCGUGCGAACAAGCGGUUUCCCAUUGGCCAGCAGAGGGGUGUGAAGAAGGAGGCCCGGCGGCUUGUUCUAACUCCAGGGCGUAUUCCUGAGCGCUCAGCUGAUGGAUGAGCUCGGCUGCAGUUCGCCUUUGUUCACAUUGCAUUGGGCGACGCUGCUGCAACGUGAAAGACUACAUGCCUAGAAUGCUCUCAUCAUGGAGACGCAUUUGGAGAAGGAAUCUGAUAUGUAUGGCAGACUAAAUAGUGCAUGGCUUCGCCAGAAGCUUUUUACGACCGCCGGGCGAUGGUGGCCUUGUCCGCACCAAGCAAAUACAGUUGGAGAGCAGAAAGUAGCUGAUUCACCACGAGGGUGACACAAUAACGACAUUAAGCUCACUGCCAGAGGAUGCAAAAUAUCCUUUCAAGAUAUGAAAUUAAACUACUGCUAAAAGGAAGGUGUAACAAAUUAGCACGCCCUCAGUCUUCUAGAGCAAUCCCUAAUUCUCCAUUCAUGAUUCCCGUCA